Molecule: messenger RNA, 1394 nt
Organism: Ilex paraguariensis (yerba mate)
Lineage: Eukaryota; Viridiplantae; Streptophyta; Magnoliopsida; Aquifoliales; Aquifoliaceae
Source: the annotation of a GenBank genome assembly
AUGCUUAGCAUCUAUUUAUACGCACCCCAACCCCAGCCCAUUGCCUCACAAACCCACAUCUUACUCUCUCUCUCUAGGAAAAUGUCUCUUCUCGUGUUUUUCAUGGUGGGCUUUCUCUCUCUACUCUCAUCUGUUCAUGGGUAUGAUGAGGGAUGGACUAAUGCUCAUGCCACUUUCUAUGGAGGUGGUGAUGCUUCUGACACAAUGGGUGGGGCCUGUGGUUAUGGGAACCUAUAUAGCCAAGGAUAUGGUACCAACACAGCUGCUUUAAGCACAGCCCUGUUCAACAAUGGUUUGAGCUGUGGGGCUUGUUUUGAGAUUAGGUGUGUGGAUGACCCAAGGUGGUGCCUCCCUAGCUCUAUUGUGGUCACAGCCACCAAUUUCUGCCCUCCUAACAAUGCCCUUCCUAACAAUGCUGGUGGCUGGUGCAACCCUCCCCAAGAGCAUUUUGACCUCUCUCAGCCUGUAUUCCAGCAAAUUGCUCAGUACACAGCUGGGAUUGUUCCUGUGGCUUACAGAAGGGUACCCUGCCAGAAGAGAGGGGGAAUUAGAUUCACCAUAAAUGGCCACUCUUACUUCAACUUGGUCCUAAUCACCAACGUUGGAGGUGCUGGUGAUGUCCAUGCUGUUUCCAUAAAAGGGUCAAGCACUGAUUGGGAACCAAUGUCCAGAAACUGGGGUCAAAAUUGGCAAAGCAACUCUUACCUCGAUGGACAGAACCUCUCUUUCAAGGUCAUCACAAGUGAUGGCAGCACAGUUUUCUGCAACAAUGUUGUCCCUCCUGGCUGGUCCUUUGGCCAAACCUUCACCGGUGACCAAUUCACCUAAAUAACUAAAAUCCACCACCACCUCCUCUGCCAAAUUUAUCAGCCCCUCAGUAGUAAGUCGAGUUUCGUUCUCAGUCACGGAAAUAGCUUUUGUCACAUGAUAACCACGCACAUCUGAUUCUUUCAGACCAGUAGUGACGGGCAGCUCGUGCACUAAAUUGUCCUGUAUUAGUGUUAGUGUGUUAAAGUGAAGAAUAGGUGAGUUAUAAGAUCGAGUCAGUUUUUAGGUCCAAAAAAUGAGUGAGGGCUUAUUUUAAGGAGGUGCUCAUCAUUUUUAGGUCAUUUAUCAAGUGUUUCUGUCUGCGUAUUUUUAACGGGCAGAAAAGGGCAGUGGUGGGAGGUUUGACCACCCGCCAUUUACUUCAUAGUUGGUUAGUGCAUUGGUCAUUUAAAAUGUUUCAACCUUUGUUGGGAAGGUAAUUUCGUUUGUAUGUGAAUGAAAUCAAUCAGCAAACGCUGAAAUUGGAACUUGGAAGAGUUCUUGGUUAGGGUGUUGAGUCUGAUGUCAGAUUAUGAGCCGUUAUUGUAGUUUGUUUUCUUUAUCUCUGAUAAUAAAGGUGCAGAGGG